CAAGAAACACGAGUCUUUGCUGUAAGGCGAUUUUAUUAAGUGUAAAAAUAUAAAAGUGGUAUUUCUAAAGAACAGUCUUAUUAAAAACAAAUUUACAAACCACACUUGCAUUCAGACAAGUUUUAACUUUAUAAAUGUAGCAUUUGAAUGAAAGGACACACACACUCAAUUUCAAAAUCAGUUAUGAGUUCCAUAAUGUGGCUCUAUCCAUGUCAAACAGGCUAUUCGUGAGACUUUGGUCAAUCAAUGUCAAAUUCUCAACACAUACUGUUACAGCAAGUUAACAUCUGACAGUUAUACUAAAAAGAAAAAAAAUACAUGCACCAAGGAUUAUUAUAGACAAACAGGCUUAUAUGAGUAAAUAUCUGUACUGAAAAAAAACAUCUCAUCACGCACGGCGCAAUGAUGGUCACCAACAAAAAAAUUAUUGCAAAAACAAACAAAAUAUGAGUGUUUGCAAGUAAAUUGCUACAAUAUAAACAGUGAAUUAGUGUGUAUUCUGCACUGACAUCACAAAACUUUAGCAGACAACUCUUUCAGGCACAGUUAAUGUUGCCUGUAUUGAUCACAUCACACGUUUAAUCCACCUCAUUCAAAAUAAGUUCUGAUAACUAAAAAUCUAUUUAAAAGACUCAUCAAGAGUCAUUCAAUGGAAUAAAAUGAAACAUCAAGAGACGUAGAAACAUGGUUAAAAAACCUUUUCAUUGGCAUUGAUCAUCGGGUGCUCAUAUCUCAUCACUCAGUCGGAGAGACUCUGUCUAGAGGCCAAGCCAGGUGCUUACAAAUAUGUUAUAAAAAAUAUAUUGCGUACACUGUCCCAGCAGUUGGAUCUAUUGAAAAUGUUACUGACAAACAAAUAUAUUCCGAGUAAAGUGAGUAAAAAGGGCUACAACAGCUAUUACAGUUUAAAAACAUGAAUUACAGGCAGCUAAUGGGAGGGUGUUGGAGCUCAUGAACUGUCAUGUCCACACUGUUAAUAAAAAAUAAUUUUACAGGUAAUGGUCUGUAUUAUUUUACAGAAUUUUUCACUUUUUCCAUUAAAAAGUUAAUGCCUGUUAUUUUAUGGAUUUUUGCUGUACUAAAAAAUACUACUUAUUAAAUUAUGGUCAAUUUCCUGUAAUUUUAAAUUACAGAAAUAUUAUGUUUUUUUAAAAGCAAUUUAUAGUAUUUUUACAGUUCCCAAAAUGUAAUGAAGUAAUAAUUUACGGAUUUUCUCUGUAAAAAAAUAUGUAAAAUUGCAAAUGAUUGCAUCAUUAAAUGCAGUUGAAGGUCAUUAUGUAUUUAGGGUAUUUUAGAGGUCAACUGGUAAUUCUACAGCCACAAAUGUUAUUUAUUUUGACAUUUAUUUUUGUUCUCACCUAAACAACAUACAAUUUUGCAUUUUGACAACUUAAAUAUAGUAAACUGUAGUAAAACCGCUAAAUCCAUUACGUUUUUGAAACUUUGCCUAACAUAUUAAAUAUUAAAAUUAAGUAUUUACGUGUGCAAUGGUUAUCAAUUCACUAUAGCAAAUACAACAUACAGUAUUUUAACAAUUUGUAAUAAUUUCUGUAAUAUAUUACAGUACGGCAGUAUUUUUUAUUUAAACAACAAUAUUGUAAUUAAUCUGCAAUCAAACUUAUAACUCUCCUUUUGGGCAUAUAUAUUUUAGUUGUGUAAGACUUCCAUCAUCCAAUCAGAGGCUGCAAAUUUAAAUUUGGUGCACUUGCGUCGUAACGGCUGUGAGUGGCGGUACUAGUGCCAGCAGCAGAGCCAGAGUGGGAGUUUUCAAACUCCAGUGGAUUACUAUGGUAGUGAUGGGAAGUCCGGCUCUUUUCUGCGAACCGGUUCUUUCGGACAGUUCGUUUCAAUGAACCGGUUCAAAAGACCGGUUCACCGAUUCUCUUACGCUCUGACGUAAUGACGUCACUCGCCCUGACGAAACGCGUCAAGUCUAGACUCUAGUAUCAUCCCGACCGGCUGGGAUGAAAAUACACUCGGCAUAUUCAAAUAUAAACCAAAACCAGUAAUCAAAACGUCUGUCAGUUAACACAUCACGUCAUGAUCUGACACGUUUCUUGUGCACCCAAAUAGGCACAGUGAAGUGCAGCAAACUAUGACAUUUUAAGUCUUAAAGAUAAAAAGUGAAUAAUUAAUCUUCAUCAGCAUUUUACAGAAACUAUAUGAUCCAUGUAUAAUUCAAUACGAUUUAUGUGUUAUUAAAUAAACUUACGCUUUGCCAGAUUGCUCCAUAUAUUUUAAGUCCUUGGUUCACGUGCGCUCGUAACAUUAGCACAGCAUCAGUUGUCCACACUGUUCUGUAGCCUCACGGUGAAUCACGCAUGCUCACUAUUAUUAGCUCAUCGGUUCUCACUCACGACCGACUCGGACGUGUCCGAAAGUGGCAGCGGCUCUUCGGUUCGUGUACUGCUGAAUCGAAAGCUGUUGCAACCGGCUCUUGACUCGAGAACGAGAACCGCUCUAGCAGUGGCAUGAACGUAAACGGCGCUGCAGAUUGGUUUACUUACAGUGAUAAGGCAGUAAUAAAGUCCUAAACAUCUUUCCAAUCUGUUUUAUAGUAUCACACUUCUGUUUUAUAAAAAUAUCUGACUUAGACGCUUUUUAUCUGCUUUUAAAAUUAACGCAUGCGCAGUAUCAUCGGUUCUGAGUCGGACGUGUCCGAAAGAAGCGGCUCUUCGGUUCGUGAAUCGAAAGCUGUUGCAACCGGUUCGUGUCAGAAGAAGCGAUUUGCGAACCGGCAACCGGUUCGACGGUUCACACAUCGGACAUGUCCUACAGAAAUGGUUCUCGUGACUCUAGAAUCUUCUAGUCUGCGAGAGCGAUUCAAGGAAACAUUUAGAUUUAUAUAAUCUUGUUUAGAAAGUAAAUAAAAUGUUCAUGAAAACACCAUGGAUUACUUAUGAAACAAAUAAAUGUUUAUUUAUUAUUUUUACAAACAAUUAUUUUUAACCUUUACAAUAAUUAACAUAAAAGCACAACUGCACAAACGUUUUCUGUAAUGCAUUUUAAGCAACAUUAAUAUAAAGAAUAUGUUUGUACAAAUAUUUAUGACCAUUAAAAGGUGUGAUCUGUGUUCAAAUGUUUGUUCAUGUUGGGUCCGUGUACGUUUUAUUCAUUUGAUAUCCUAUUCGAAAUCAAAUAACGAGAAAUUGAAAAAUUACUAGUUUCUUGUUUUUCCGUUUAGUUCACCAAACGGAAAUUUCGUUUUUGGCCCGAUAUUUUAUUUUUCGUUUGGGCGUUGCUUUUACAUGUGGGCGUUGCUGUAACGCCUCUUUCACCCGAUUGGUCAAAUCGCUCACCAUUCUGUACGGCCUCAAUUCUGCCAGGCAGAAUAAGAGUCACCGCCAGUCCUCCAGUUUAAUACAAGUUAUUGUCGCAACGCGAACCACUGCUUGCUGUGAACUGUGCGUGAUAUUUAAGCAGAAAUAUGUGUUGCAAUGUACGCCAUGAAGUGUGCUGUAUACAGUAUAACUUCCACAUCUAACACCCCUUUCACAGACGUUGAUCCCAGAAAAUUGCUGCAAAAUUGCUAGAGAGUGCUUUCAGUGGGAUUGAUCUAGAAAGGUACCUAUUAUUAUUAGUAGUAGUAGUAUUAAUACGUUGCCUGCACCAGAAAGCGCCUUGUGAACAAAAGGCAAGAACAAUGCAGUAAGGGGUCCGUAUUGUGAUGACAAAUAAAGUGGCUAUAUAAACAAGGGAGUAAUUUAUGUUCGUCAAUUAUUCUAAAAAAAUACGAGAAUAACAUUGUCUGCAGCUAAAAGCAGUUUUAAAUUUUGAAAUUACUAUAAAAUUAAUUAAUACAAAGCGCUUCAAAGCUUGAUCGCUUCAACCUUUAAAACACGGCUUUAUCUGCGUGUAAGCUACGAGGCUACUGCUAACAGACUCGACUUUCACCCGAACAUUUAGAUGUGCUUGUUUUUCUCAAAAACAUUGCAGACGCCAUGAUGUUCAUAUAAAAAUAUCAUAUACAUAAUGCAGUGCUGCCAACUCUCACCAUUCGCCGCACUCACGCCACACAUCCAAUUACUCACGCAAAAAAAACGAUCUUGGGCUGAGACUAGGGUUGUUCCGAUACCGUAUCGGAAAUUCCACCUAUACCACAUAAAAUUCUGGUAUCGGUGAGUACUUGAAUCCAUGUACCGAUCCGAUACCAAUUUCUUAAACAGGACCUAGUUAUGCCCGCUAGCUUUGCUUAACGCUGCAAAUGGCAAGGCUUCUUCGCUGCUCAGAAUGCAAACGCAGAAAGUUGUGCUGUGAAGAAAUGAAAAUGUGCUAGGGACAUGUACGAAUAUUCGAUCCGCAAUAAUUAUUAGAAAAUUAAAAAUGCUAUUUGAAUAUUUUUAUUUUUCAUUAAAAAAAACUGCAUCACCACAGGUUUAGAAUUGUCUUGUCUUAUUUAACGCUUCUUCACUUCAUCUGUAAUGACUUUAUAACGUACAGAAAAUAUAAAAAAUAAUUUGCAUGUGUUCUAAAUUUCUUCAGUCAGAUCGCAAACUAGUUUAAAUAUUUUAAGUUCACACACGGCGGCCUGACGGAUCGCGUGUUAUGCUCAGCUCACAUCACCAAAAAGGUUUUAAAAACUGGCGAGCCACAGAAUUCGUUAACAUUACUUAUAUAUAAGUUGGUAUAAAAAUACCAACGUAAUAUUAAAUGAUUCGAUAAUUAAUUUAUUUAUUACCAUAACUUGUUCGGAGCGGUUGUUUGUUCGUUAGAAAUAUGUUUGGGCUAACUAAUGCUGAUUUCAAUAACUUUAAACAUUAAAAUGAACAUUUCACUGCAACUAAUGUUAAUAAAUGUGGCCUUAGCAUAAGACUGGUACCUUUCUCCAUACCUAAAGCCUGCAUUUUCAUCCUAAGAACUUCAGGGUCGUCGCCUUCAAGUUAUAGCCUGUAAAUAAAUAACAGGUGUUUGUUUUAAAACGCGUUGAAAUUCUAGUUAGGCUAAUUUUAUUUUAUUUAUUGAUGUAAAUGCAAUGCUAAACAAGACAGACACUGACCAUGAAACGACAAAAACAAUAUUUGGGGUGGUGAUCAGCAGAAUUCGUCAGGGAAUACCAAGAGACGGAGGCUCAAAUGCGGAAAAUAACAGGGUUUUAUUGUGACACCAAAACAAACCACAAAGCAGUUCUGAAAUGCAGUCCUCGGGGAGGGAAACUCAACCCGAACUCCUAGAGUGAGAAUAAUCCACUGAGCGUUGCGGGGAGGGAAACUCAACCCGAACUCCACGUAGAGUGAGAAUAAUCCACUGAGCGUUGCGGGGAGGGAAACUCAACCCGAACUCCACGUAGAGGGAGAUAGGAGAAAAUCGAACCGGAGAGACGACCCGCGCCGAAGCUUCCUGCGAGGACUGCUGGAAGAGAUACCCCCAGACCCGAAACGCCAACGGGAACCAGUGCUCCAGACGGAAAAGGUGAGUGCCUAUGCAGGAGUGCUGGGUAAGCCCCAGAGGUUAAAUGCAAAACAGGGAAACAACUGAGAACUAGACCAGACGACUAAGACAACUGAGAAAACUAACAUGAACAAGGGCUACGGCUGAGACUAUGGCUAAGACUAUGACAGAUCAAUACAAGAAAUCACUAACAGAGUAUUCAAAACAGGGAACAGGUCAAUACAGACAUUAAACGUAACGGACUGACACGAGACAGAAGGAAAAAAGCGACUAAAUAGAGAAAACUAGCUAGAGAGAAGUGGCUGCAGGUGUAAGAUAAUAAGGAGCCAGGGGCGCCCAAUCGUAGGAAGACGAGCUACAGGUGGCAGAGUGAAAACAGUGACGAAAACACCGGUGUGCGGGAAAAGCCUGACAGGGAGACACGAGGGCGGGGCGAAUGACGUGUACACUGAGCACAAGGCAAACUGUCAAAACAAUGAACGCAUGUGCUCAACAGAACAGACACACCCCCAUGCAGGAAGAGCGCCGAAGUUGCCGAGAUCAUAACAAGAAUUAGUCAUUUUUCCUCAAAUGCCGGUCACGUAAUAAACAACAAGCACUACAAUGGCUCCGUCUUUGUUUUUAGGAUCAAGUAACAGGAGGUAUCAAGCCUGUUUACUUUAUUUAUUAUCAACAUUAUAAACAAUAAAGCCAGAUAUUCUUGUCAGAUCUGGGUUUUGUUACCAGGAGUUAGAGAAGAUCAACGCGUUUUCUCCGCUGUCAGCUUGUUAACCGUCGGCUUGUUGAACAGACUUUCACCAGAGUAAAAUAGACCUACUGUAUUAUGCUUGUUUUUCUUAUCAAGAACAUGUUAAACAAACUAAACAAGAUAAUCAUAUAUCACAGACUUUCAAUAUGCGUUUUGUUCGUUUUGUUUUGUAUGUUUGUUUUUGUAUGAUUUCGCUUCGCGCAGGUUUAAAUGCAGUUUUUAUGUAUUUUUCUAUUUUUUUCCAACGUUGCUAAUCUUUUCAACAUUAAAAGUCCUAUAUACAGGAUCUAAUAUUAGUGCAUUAUGAAUAUUUAAUGAUAGUUAUAAGCUUGAUGUGAAAUUGUGUCUAAAUAAAAACGAAACAAAUUACGUAUUUUUUCACUUAAUUUAAAUAAAUGAAUAUUCAAAUAUUCGUUUUUUAUGAGCUCAAAUAUUCUAAUAUGAAAUUAUUGAAAAAUUCCCAUCCCCAGUGCUAGCGCUGUUUGGCAGUAUUUCAGAGUGGACCAACCAGCCAGUAAAACUGCGAUUUAAGAAAAAUUAAUAACAUUACUGUCAAUUGUCUGUCAGAUAAUAAACAUACUCUAAUUUACUGUAUGUAUUUGUUCAUGUUUUAUUAAGGAAUAAGUCUGAAGCACACCAUAAAAUAAUUCUAUCAAUUCACACAGGGCUAGUAUAUCAGCUCGGAUACUCGGUGUCGGCUGAUUCCCUGAGCCCAGGUAUUGGAAUCGGUAGGAAAAAGGGUAUCGGGAAGGAAAAAGGGUAUCGGAACAUCCCUAGCCGAGACUCGUUCGUUCCUUUUCAAACUACCCGACGGUAGAUGGCGCUGAUGGCUGGCUGCACCCCGAAGUUAGCGACAGAAGAAUAGAUACCCUAAAGACAACGAGAGAAACUACCACCUCGAGAAGUCUGAUGAUGAAUCUGAGACUAAGGCCAAAGAAAAGGACUCUGUGUGGAUGAAGACUUUUUCUCAUCUGUAGGACCAAACAGCACUUCGAACAGGCAAGAUGUAUUCCAAAGAAUUUAAAUUUGUGCAACAGAAGUAGGCAUGUUUUUGUAACUGAGAGUAGAGUUAUUAAACCAACAUGACCAUAAAUUCUUUAAGGUUUCAAAGAUGUCCCGUAAGAGACCUUUGCCAGGACAAAAGCGAAACCUUUUAUUUUAUUUAAAGAACCAGCCAAGUGAGAAAAGACAGACAAACACACUGGCAGAACAGCCAGAACGACUGAUAGAAAACACACUGGCAGAACAGCCAGAACGACUGAUAGAAAUGACAGGACAAACAGAGGAGCAACACACAGGACAGAGAGAGCAACAGACAGGACAGACUGACAAACACGUAGAGGAGCAACAGACAGGACAGAUAGACACACAUGCGGAGGAGCAACAGACAGGACAGAUAGACACACAUGCAGAGGAGCAACAGACAGGACAGAUAGAACGACCAACAGGGCAGAUGGAAGAAGACACAGAGGGACAGACAGAAGAGACCCCCCCAAUCCAACAGCAGGGACAGAAGAGUCGUGCUUUGGCUGGAGCAGCAAGAUAUACUGUAGAUCCAUUUUCAAAAAUGAGUGGACCUCUUCAUGGCCAUUUAUUACCAGAGGGAGCCUCAACACGCACUACUGGUGCGCAGUCUGCCGUAUUGAAAACUCAUGUUGCCACCAGGGUGUGGCAGAUGUAGUGCGCCACAUAAAAAGCAAAGGCCACCAAGAAAAGCAACGGGCUCUCCAGUCCACAGCCACAAUAUCACAAUAUGCAAUGCCUGUUCCCUCUGUUGGGGGGAUGUCUGCACAAGAGGUUAAGGUAUGAUAUGUGUAAUGGUUCUGUCAAGGUUCAGUCAAGAGUUUUGUGUUAUAGUUGAUCACGGUAAAGUCAUGGUUGAUAGUUUUGACUAAUUUGUGGUUUGUAUUUCAGUGUAGUACAGUCCAAUUUUCUUAAUUUGAGAUCUUAGUUGCUGAAUGUGUUUUUUCCUGUGCCCUAUUAUCGCAGGUGUCUAUUUGAAAUAAAUCUUUUGGGAGGAUUAAUAAUUUUUAAUUUUUUACAGACAAGAAGGGCUGAUGUCAAAGUGACAGCUGAGCUGGUAGUUCACAACGUCCCCCUAGCCUUGUGUUCUUGGUGCAUUUUCCAUAGGUGACAGGAGCCAAAGAAUUCGAGAGGCUUGCUGCCAUCGCCAAACUGGUCCUGGUGUUGCCCCAUGCAAACGCAGAUGCUGAGAGGGUGUUUUCAGUUGUGGGACUGAACAAAACCAAGAGAAGAAACAGCCUAGCAUUGGAUGGCACCCUGUCAUCAAUAAUGACCAUAAAGAUGGCCAAUCUGGAGCCCUGCUUCAAAUGGGAGCCCCCCUCAGAUAUCAUCAAGGCCUCCAAGAAGGCCACAGGCCAGUAUAACCAUGCCCACAGAUCAUAGACAAGGACUUUACCCAGCUUCUGAUCUGCAUCUGAUACUGAUUAUGCCUCAUUUUUAGUUAUUUUUGUAAUGCAUACAUCUGUUUUAUUGCUUGAAAAAGUUGUACUGUUUAAGCACUUUAUUUGUUGCACUUCAUUUGUUUCUGAUGGACCAUGUGGUGGGAGGCUUUGAAUGAAGAAUAAUGUCCCUCCCUAACUAAUCUUGUGUCGUUUUUGGCUGAACAUUAAUCAUCAAGUGCUCUUAAGAAUACAAUUAUUCACAACAUAGGCUAGGUUUCAGUUAAGAAUUAGUUUAAUACCAUUCUAAUCAAAAUAUCAAUCAACCUACCUAGGUCAAAUCUUAAACACUGGUCUAUGAAUAAGGCUUUAUUGUGGUACAUAGGCAGUCAAUUAGGCACAACAAUAGUUUUCUGGUUAAGUGUUCAGCUCAAGUCUAGAAGGCCCUACAAGUCAUUAUGCCGAACAUGAAUCAGAAUAAGUUCAGGUAUUGCACAUCUUUAGCAGACCACCCAAAAAUCCACUAGAAUGCAGGAAAUCACAUCUACUUAAUCCAAACUUUCCUGGGGGUGGACCUUCAGCUAUGUCUGCUUCACAGAAUGUAACCAAUAUUUCCCAUCUCCAGUAGGCUGCCCCUAUCAACGGCAUUGGGCCUCCCCACAAACCACCAGAAUGCAGGGUACAACAUCAAAUUAAUUCCAAUUCUCUGAUAUCUGAGCCACCAACUUGUGUGGCUGCAUGCGCGGCAUAAUUUUAAUCACCCCUGACAAAAUCUCACUCCAAGGUGUGUUUAACAUGGAUCCAUUGUUGCCCACCCUGAACAUUUUGGACGCAAGUGUGCCACAAAAUAGGCAAACAUGCCUUCUUAAGGCUUCAAAGGAGGCCAAGUCACUGGCAUCUCGCAACACAUGCCAUGAGAGGAGCACAGUCCCGGAUAAAAGGACGGCUUGUCAUGAAGCUAUAAAGAGAUGUCAGCCUAUCACCUCGACUCCAUCAGAGGUGCAGUACCAUGGCCAGCUUAAUCUGACCUUUGGAAAAUGCAAUGGUCAAAGCUAUAAAUGGCUGGUGGAGAAUGAUGUUGGCUACAUUAAGUAAGCUCCACAUAAAAGAAAGCCGCCAUCCUGACAAAAAAACCGAGCCGUGGCAGCUGGGUGAAGGAUCUCCUGUUGAGGUAUGUGCAGCAGUUUCCACAGGUCUCCUGCCACCUCGAGAUGAACGUGGACAGGGCCAUUUAUGGGCAGGGCCGCUUUAGAUCGUUCCCGUUCCUAGAGAUGUGGCAGUGGUACAGCCUGCGCAAGAACCUUCAAGCUGACCCACAAGCUGGGACCGCCCAAGAGAGGAAGAUGGCACAGGAGGCAAACUGCUCCGUGCGGCAGUGGCUGGUGAUGAAGGAGGAGGACAUCAUCACCAAGUCACUGAAGCGCUUCAGGCGGUACAUUCUCGACAAAGAGAAUCCUCCCCAGGACCGGACCCCUCCUGCAGCAGCUGCCAGCUCCAGCUCAUCGGGGUCCAAAGGUGAUCGUGUUUGUGCGGAUGAUGCUCUGCUUUUAGAAACUCUUGCCUCUUUUGAAGGAGAAGGAGAUGCAGGGGGUAGAAAAAAGACUCUGAAAACAAAGGCCCGUUCAGAUCCUCCACAGAAGCCACACACAUACUCUGUUUCAUCAUCAGCUGCUCCUGCAUCAGCUCCUGGUGUUGAUCAUGGGAUGACAUAUAAUGUGACUGAUGCUGAUGUGACCUGUGCAGCAAUUCGACCCUCUACAGCAAGAUCGACCCUCUACAAGAGGAAACGGUCAGAGCGAAGUGGUGUGGGACCUCCAGCUGAGCUUAAAGUAUACAUUUGUGCACUGGGUGGCCAAUCCACUCAAGGCCACCUAAAGUACAGGAAAAAAACUUACUGUGAAAGCACCAAAUCGUCCACAUCCAAAGGCCUUGCAAAACAGACUUUUGCAAACUUUGCAGACUUUAAAAAGGCAGUGGACAAUGUCUUGGACUCUCAGUCCCAGCCCCUCGAGUCUGUCUAGGCAGACAUACUGUAUAGUGUAGUUUUAUAUUUCUGUAUAUAGUUCUCUCUCUCUCCUACACCUAUAGCUGUACUGUAAGGUAUUACAAAACAGCAAAUAACUGAGUUUACAUUGACAGUACUGCUAUUUAUUUUUAUAUACUUAUAAUUUUAUAUAUAAUAAAAUAAUAGUUCUUACUGUUCCAUCUUGUUGUCAAAGAAAAAAUUGUGUUUUGAAUAAAUGACAUGGCAACACUUUGCUUACAGCAGCACUUGCUCAGAGGUUCCUUUGCACUUUUAAUGUUAAGUUAAUAAUUGUGGUAAUUGAGGACUUUAUUAUGUCUGUUUUUCUAAAUGUUAGAAUGUCUAAAAUGUGUAUUAUUUAUUAAACAAUGUGUACAACUUAAA
Molecule: messenger RNA, 10945 nt
Organism: Triplophysa rosa
Lineage: Eukaryota; Metazoa; Chordata; Actinopteri; Cypriniformes; Nemacheilidae
Exons: 8
Coding region: 9750-10559 (269 amino acids)
Source: RefSeq, a predicted model, not a curated record